GGCUUACUAAUGUAUAUGUGUAUAUAUAUAAGUAGAAAAAAAGGUUGAGUGGAAGUCACGCCUUUCAUAUUAGUUCGUUGCUCACGAGACACAAACAAACAAUCGGAAAUUUCCGGUGAAAAGUCGCCGGAAUCUGAGAUCCCUUGCCGGCAACGGCGAUGAAAAGCAUGAUGAACAAUGGAACUAAGAAGAGCUCGAAAAUCGGAAAAACAGAGAUUUCUGAAUCGGGAAUAUUGAAGGAGAAGAAGAUGAAUAGUUAUAAGGAGGAGGAGAAGAAGUUCAAGCGUAGAUUGAUGAAAUUCGAAGAAUUACCUGUGUAUCUUCAGGAUAAUGAGUUCAUCAGAGACUAUUAUCGUUGUGAAUGGCCUCUUAAGGAGGUAGCUCUUAGCGUCUUCUCUUGGCAUAAUGAGACUCUCAAUAUUUGGACGCAUUUGGUAGGUUUUGUGGUGUUUGUGACGUUGACGGUAACGAGCUUGAUGGAGAAGACGGCAAUGGAGACUCUGCUAGCUGGUUUCUCCAGACCGGCGGGAAUGGGACCGUGGCCGACCAUGAAGAGCAAUGGCUCAGCUGAUUCUUUUCCGGAUUCUUAUACUAGUCACAUCUCAAACCCCUCAUUUCUAGGUGCAUAUGGAGAUGGUUAUGAAGUUGCCAUAUGGCCUUGGUUUGUUUUCUUAGGAGGGGCUAUGAUCUGUUUGGUCUUCAGCUCUGUCUCUCACCUAUUUGCUUGCCACUCCCAUAAAUUUACCCUCUUCUUCUGGCGUCUCGAUUACUCUGGGAUUUCUAUCAUGAUCAUCUGUUCUUUCUUCGCUCCUGUAUAUUACACUUUCUGUUGUCAGCCAUACUGGUGUCUCCUUUACCUAUCCUCCAUUACUAUAGUCGGUAUCCUUGUCAUUUUCACUCUUUUUGCCCCGGCUCUCACCUCUGGUAAGUUUAGAUCAUUCAGGGCUGUUCUGUUCCUUGCUAUGGGUUUCUCAGGUGUGAUUCCAGCAGCACAUGCUGUUUCCCUCUACUUUCAUCACCCACAAGUACUCGUGGCUCUAGUCUACGAGAUCACCAUGGGCCUUUUAUAUGCUGCUGGAGCAGUGUUCUACGUUACAAGGUUUCCAGAGAGAUGGAAACCUGGUACAUUUGACCUUGUUGGACAGAGCCAUCAAAUCUUCCAUGUACUCGUCGUUGCAGCUGCCCUCUCACAUAGCAUAGCAACUCUGGUUAUUAUGGACUGGCGUCGAGGAUUGCCACCAUGCAAUGCAGGUAUUCUUGGAUAGACUAUAGUAAAUCUACAAAAGUGCAAAUAGCAUUAUUCCCAACUCAUAAACUUCAUUACUCUUAGCUCCUAACACAAAAAGGACUCAGGAAGUUAUCCUUACUAGUUAUGUUAGUAAUAGUUUACUAUGCAUCAAUAAAAUUGAUAGUUCUCAUA
Molecule: messenger RNA, 1420 nt
Organism: Solanum lycopersicum (tomato)
Lineage: Eukaryota; Viridiplantae; Streptophyta; Magnoliopsida; Solanales; Solanaceae
Product: heptahelical transmembrane protein 2-like
Biological process (GO): response to hormone
Cellular component (GO): membrane
Molecular function (GO): signaling receptor activity
Source: RefSeq, a predicted model, not a curated record